Molecule: messenger RNA, 1932 nt
Organism: Arxiozyma heterogenica
Lineage: Eukaryota; Fungi; Ascomycota; Saccharomycetes; Saccharomycetales; Saccharomycetaceae
Gene: SSA3
Product: Hsp70 family ATPase SSA3
Exons: 1
Coding region: 1-1932 (643 amino acids)
Biological process (GO): SRP-dependent cotranslational protein targeting to membrane, translocation
Cellular component (GO): cytoplasm; cytosol; plasma membrane
Molecular function (GO): ATP binding; ATP-dependent protein folding chaperone
Source: RefSeq, a predicted model, not a curated record
AUGAUAAGAGCCAUUGGAAUUGAUCUUGGUACUACUUAUUCUUGUGUUGCGCACUUCACAAACAAUAGAGUAGAAAUCAUCGCCAAUGACCAAGGUAACCGUACUACUCCAUCCUAUGUAGCCUUCACAGACACUGAACGGUUAAUCGGAGAUGCAGCAAAAAAUCAAGCUGCAUUGAACCCUCACAAUACCGUUUUUGAUGCCAAAAGAAUGAUCGGUAGAAAAUUUGAUGAUCCAGAUAUCUCUAAUGAUAUUAAACAUUUCCCUUUUAAAGUCAUCAAUAGACAGGGAAAACCUAUCAUCCAAGUCGAAUUCAAGGGCGAAAUUAAAACUUUCACACCAGAAGAAAUCUCUUCAAUGGUUUUACUGAAAAUGAAGGAGACCGCAGAGCACUACUUGGGUGGAACAAUAAAAGAUGCAGUCGUCACUGUCCCUGCUUACUUUAAUGAUUCUCAACGACAAGCGACUAAAGAUGCAGGAACUAUAGCUGGUUUAAAUGUUCUACGUAUUAUCAAUGAACCUACUGCCGCUGCUAUAGCUUAUGGUCUGGAUAAGAAGGGAUCUACAGACCAUGAGGUCUUAAUCUUUGAUCUAGGUGGUGGAACCUUUGAUGUUUCUUUGCUCUCCAUCGAUGAAGGUGUCUUUGAAGUCAGAGCUACUGCUGGUGAUACUCAUUUGGGUGGCGAAGAUUUCGAUAAUAGAUUAGUAACACACCUUGCAAACGAAUUCAAAAGAAAAAAUAAAAAGGAUAUCACACAGAAUCAAAGAGCUUUAAGAAGAUUGAGGACUGCUGCAGAAAGGGGCAAAAGAGCUUUAUCUUCAGCCACACAGACUUCAAUUGAAAUAGAUUCUUUGUUUGAAGGUAUCGAUUUUUACACGUCUAUCACAAGAGCAAGGUUUGAAGAGUUAUGUUCCGACUUGUUUAGAUCAACACUGGAUCCUGUAGACCGGGUCAUUAAAGAUUCUAAAUUAGAUAAAUCUCAAAUUGAUGAAAUUGUCUUAGUUGGUGGAUCCACUAGAAUUCCCAAGAUCCACAAAUUGGUGUCGGAUUUCUUCAAUGGGAAAGAGCCAAAUAGAUCGAUUAACCCGGAUGAAGCAGUGGCCUACGGUGCAGCGGUGCAAGCUGCAAUAUUAACAGGCGAUACCUCAUCAAAGACCCAGGAUUUAUUACUACUAGAUGUGGCUCCUUUAUCUUUAGGAAUUGAAACUGCUGGUGGUAUAAUGACAAAAUUAAUUCCAAGAAAUUCCACUAUCCCAACCAAAAAAUCCGAAACAUUUUCGACUUAUGCAGAUAACCAACCAGGUGUCCUUAUUCAAGUGUUUGAAGGGGAAAGAACGAGAACCAAGGAUAAUAAUCUAUUGGGUAAAUUUGAGUUAUCUGGUAUUCCACCCGCACCAAGGGGUAUACCUCAGAUUGACGUUACUUUUGAUAUAGAUGCUAAUGGUAUAUUAAAUGUGUCUGCUUUGGAAAAGGGUACAGGCAAAACAAAUAAGAUUACCAUUACAAAUGAUAAAGGUAGAUUAUCAAAGGAAGAUAUCGAAAGGAUGGUGUCUGAGGCUGAAAGGUUUAAAGCUGAAGAUGAAAAGGAAGCUGAACGCAUUCAAACUAAGAAUCAAUUAGAAUCAUAUGUGUUUUCUUUAAAGAAUACUGUUAGUGAAAAUGAUUUCAAAGAAAAAGUUGGAGAAGCUGAAGCAAAAAAGAUAGAAGAGGCUGCAAAAGAGAUAAUUAACUGGCUAGAUAUCUCUCAAGCAGCCUCAAUUGAAGAGUAUAAAGAUAAACAAAAACACUUAGAAUCUAUUGCCAAUCCCAUAAUGACCAAAUUUUACGAAUCUACAGGUGCAUCUGGAGCAUCUAGUGGGACUGGUGAUCAACAUCCACCACAUGGUGUUUCUCAAGAUGAAUCAGGUCCUACAGUAGAAGAAGUUGACUAA